Molecule: messenger RNA, 3117 nt
Organism: Triplophysa rosa
Lineage: Eukaryota; Metazoa; Chordata; Actinopteri; Cypriniformes; Nemacheilidae
Gene: ptpn22
Product: protein tyrosine phosphatase non-receptor type 22
Exons: 28
Coding region: 364-3063 (899 amino acids)
Biological process (GO): peptidyl-tyrosine dephosphorylation
Cellular component (GO): nucleus; cytoplasm
Molecular function (GO): non-membrane spanning protein tyrosine phosphatase activity
Source: RefSeq, a predicted model, not a curated record
CUGUGUGGGGCAUAAGGGCUCCAGGACCUUCUACUUCAAAGUACUAGAGACAGAAAAAAAACAAGAAAUACGGCGAGUCAAGGCCGCAUUGAGAGAAAGAAUGACAAGCAACAACAAGACUCAAAGAGAAAGAAACCAAAGCGAGAGAUCGAGGGAGGAGAGGGCCACAGUGAUAUUUUACAUUUGACCACAGAACCUGUCAACUGUUGCUGUCACUGCUUCCGUGACGACAGAUCGCAGUUCCUCAACUCAAGAGCACAGUGACAAGCGAGACAAACUGAAACAUGGGCACUUUUCAGAAGCCAACUGAUCACCUCUAUACUCUGACAUGACAGAAGACAUUUCUUUGUCACAAAUCAUGCCAUGGACCCCCAGGCUCAGAUUCUGAGGGGCUUGUUGGCCCAAAUCACCAGUAAGGAAGCAGAAGACGAAGGGGCAGAGGACGGCUUUGCUGGAGAGUUUUUGAAACUAAAGAGGCAGUCUACAAAGUAUCGUGCAGAGAGGACUUACCUGACUAUAGCGGCAGACAAACAAGAUAAUGUGAAGAAAAACAGAUACAAAGACAUUGUACCAUUUGAUCAUAGCAGAGUAAAGCUCUCCAUACAAACAUCCAAACAUGACUCAGACUACAUCAAUGCUAGUUUUAUUAAGGGGGUCAUGGGCCCGAGGGCAUAUAUUGCCACACAGGGUCCACUUCCAAAUACAGUGCUUGACUUCUGGAGAAUGCUGUGGGAAUACAAUGUGCAGGUGGUGGUGAUGGCUUGCCGAGAGUUUGAAAUGGGACGGAAAAAAUGUGAGCGUUACUGGCCGGAGUCAAAGGAAGAUGUGUUUGCAUGUGAGCCCUUUACCAUACACUAUGAGUCUGAGGAGAAUAAGGGAGAAUAUAUCACAAGGACGCUUAAAGUGACAUGUAAAAAAGAGUCUCGCUCAAUGAAGCAGCUUCACUACGUGAACUGGCCGGAUCACGGAGUACCCGACUCCAUCCCCGCAAUACUGCAGCUGCUGCAGGACAUGCGCAUUUACCAAGAUCACGAGGACGUGCCAAUCUGCAUUCAUUGCAGCGCAGGCUGUGGAAGAACAGGUGCAUUGUGUGUCAUUGACUACAUCUGGAAUCUACUGAAGAGACAGAUGGUUCCAGAGAAUUUGAGCAUCUUUGACCUGGUAAAAGACAUGCGUACACAGCGGCCUUCUGUGGUUCAAACCAAGGAGCAAUAUGAGCUUGUUUACAAAACCAUCAAACUGCUGUUUGAUAGAUAUUUGUACAUAAUGGAUGAAUCAAACAGAGAGGUUUCAGCUUCCUCCUCACCUGUUCACACAACUAGUGAAAGUGAACUGUCAGAUUUCAGUGAACCAGAGUCAGAGACUGGACAAGACUUCAGAGGAUUGAUUCAGACUAAGCACAGGAGUUAUGAGAUUAACAUUUCAAAGAAUGACUGCAAUCAUGUUACACACAACAUCAACUGUUUGCCACAGUUUCAUUCACCAUCAUUCUGCCAAGGUGGUGCUUUCUUCAAUCAAACUCCUUUACACAUGCCAAAUUCAAUGAGUGAAUGGACAAAGCCGCUCACAACACAAACUCCUCAAAUAGACGUUACAACCUGUGGAUCUCAAGGAACGGAGCCAUCCACCAGUUUUAAAACUCAUUUGGAAGCUGCAUGUUUAAAUUACCCGGCCAGCCAAGUACAAGAACUGAAACCAAGUCCUAAAAUGGCCGAGGGGGUAAAGAACCAAGAUUUACGUCUUGUUGUAAAAGACCUCAACCCUGUGAGACCCGGCAGCCACUGCGUCACUGUUGAAGAUCCUUAUUUUGAUCCUGGAUCUCCACCAACUGGAGACAGUCCCAAUGUUACACCUGAAAUCUGGAUUGAGGACACUUGUUUAGAGCUACGUGAACACCUGCCGAAAUAUGACUACAAUGACAAAGGUGCAAGUACACCAACAUCUGAUGAAGACACACCUCCUCCUUUACCAGAGAGAACUCUGGAGUCGUUUAUAUUGGCGGAAGAAAUUAAUGAUAUCAGUAAAGCCAGCGAUCUGUUGACAUUGAAUAUCCCAACCAGCUCAGACUCAGAUUUGAUCAAAAGUGGCAGCCCUCCCUCGCCUGUACCCCCGCUGCCUGAGAGAACUCCAGAGUCCUUUGAAAUGGCCAUGGAUGAGGAUUUGGUACAAAAUGUGAUGCAGGAAAAGCCGCAAGAUGUUGUAUUGAGAGUUGGGAAAUCUUCAGAAUGGUCCGGAAAAGCAAAUGAAUUUCAGACAGACAUCAGUCGAACAUGGUCUAGGAGCAAGAGCUUAAAACUUAGAAUGUCACUUCCUGCACCACCAUCUACUCUUUUCAGUCCUGUUCCAAUCACAAGUCGCAGCCCUCCUCUACUGUACUCACAUUCAUCCGAAUCCGCAUCGCUUCACACCCAGACACCACGUGAUCAGGUCACUGCUACUUUUAACUUAGUUUCAGAUAAAGAAUGCGAAAAAACUCCUCCACUUCCUGAAAGAACGGCAGAAUCUUUCAUUUUUCCCACGGAGAAAGGGCCUGUAAAUAGCGCCCCCUGUCUGUCAAAAGAGACCGAGGAGCAGAGACUGAGAGUGGGGACAUCAUCUGAAUGGUCAGGCAGCUCUCAGCCCAGAUUAUUACAGGAUUACUCUUGGAGUCGAAGCAAGAGUGUCAGAACUAAAAGUUCAAACCAAGAGCCUUUAUCUGUGGCUCCACUGACUCCACGAGUCCCUGUAACCAUGGCAACUGAAAGGCAAGUGGAGCUCCAGGUGGCACACAGUGGCAAGAAAGCUGCAGCCGGACCUGCAGAUAACCCGUCGGACAGAGGAGAAGAGAAAACUUCACUGGUCAGCAAGGCCAGGACCAAGAGCAUUAAGUUUUUAAAAGGAAGACAGAAGGCAAAAAUGGCCCCGCCCACAGCCCCACCCCCAGCUCCGCCCACAGGUCCAUCUCCAGCCCCGCGUCAGUCUACACUUCCACCUUAUGGUGCCACAGCUGGAUUCCUAUUUUCUUUUGGAUUACGUUUUGGAAAGCCGAAGGGGCCGCGGAAAAUGCCGGAAACAUGGGUCUAGUUGAAGAAACAGCACAUUACAGUUAUCAGUAACAUGGCUGCCUGUCAAAGAUGU